AUGAGAUAUUUGCCUCGUACAUCAUCGGAUCAUGCUCCUAUGGCCAUUUCGUUGGUGAAGAGUGUUGAAGUCUAUGGGCCGUCACCAUUCCGUUUUCAGCAAAUGUGGGUGGAUCAUGUUGAUUUUGCUAGAUGUGUUCGUGGGGCUUGGGAUCAAACUGAUGUCGGUGGUGUUGUCAUGAAACUGGUGGCAAAACUAAAAAGGGUGAGAGUAGCUUUGAAAGGAUGGAAUAAGGUAGUUUUUGGGUGGACGGGUGGGCACAUUCAGGAGUUGGAGGCUCGUAUAGAGAGGUUGGAAGAGCAGUUGCAAGUGAGGUAUGAAGAAGAAGUGGAGCUUAACCUGUUGGCUUCAAAGAUGGAAUUGGAUACCUGGAUUCAUUGUGAAGAAAUUCGGUUGGCUCAGUGUGCUAAAGUUAGAUGGUGGAAUCAUGGUGAUAAGAAUUCCCGGUAUUUUCAUGCCAUUCUCAAUAAAAGGAAGCAAGCAAGGAUCAUGGAGAUGAGUCUUACAAAUGGUACUACGUUAAAGACACCCCAAGAAAUUCAUGAUGGUGUCGUGAAAUAUUUCAUGGAUUUUUUGGUACAGUAUACUAGUGUAGUACUACCGGAUUUGGGGGAUUUAGUGUCUAAUGUGAUUUCGGAUGAGGAUAAUUUGAGACUUUGUUCAUUGCCUACAGAAGAAGAGGUGAAACAAGCAGUCUUCAGUAUUCCUAUAGAGUGUAGCCCAAGCCUGGAUGGAUUCGGUUCAGGUUUCUAUCGUGCUUGUUGGGAUAUUGUGCGUGCGGAGGUGGUGGAGACACUACAUGAGGCUAAAAUCCAGGAAGAGCUACAUAAGGAUAACUCUGAGGAUUCUGAUAUGGCAGAUACUGGUACUGAGGAGCACCCUGAUUAA
Molecule: messenger RNA, 888 nt
Organism: Carya illinoinensis
Lineage: Eukaryota; Viridiplantae; Streptophyta; Magnoliopsida; Fagales; Juglandaceae
Exons: 2
Coding region: 1-888 (295 amino acids)
Source: RefSeq, a predicted model, not a curated record